AUGGCGAAAAAGUCGACUACGAUCAAUCUAUGGACUAUUUUACUUACUACCAGUGUUGGCGUAAUUUGGGGGAAUCUGGCCAGUGGUAAGUUGCAAUGUAACAAUUUUUGGGUUUUGAAGGGCUUUGAACAACUUUUUCUGUCAAAAGUUCAUUAUGUCUUUGAUGAAAAUCAACUUCUGUUUUUCAAGCAAUUCAUUGUCGAUGUUUCAUAUUUGGUCAUUUUGAAACUUGAGUUUAAGAUUUGGUCGAUUGUAAAUUCCAUAGAGUGAUUUCUUGUGAACAUGUAUUUGGUAAAACAUUUGAAACACACAUUUACAUGUAUCCUUAGUGAGGGUUACAAAGGGUCUCAAAAUUAGGCUAAUUAGUAGGCUUCCAACAAAUACUUUUACAAGUACUUGUUUAUUACCUUAAAAAUAAACCCCCAGUACUCAAUUGUUUAUGUUGUGGUUUUCAUUGGACAAAAGUAAAGUUGUUCUCAUCAAAUACCUUGAACACUUCAAAAUAGGCUUAUAAACUCAGCAAAAAAAUCGUCCUCUCACUGUCAACUGCGUUUAUUUUCAGCAAACUUAACAUAUGUAAAUAUUUGUAUGAACAUAACAAGAUUCAACAACUGAUACAUAAACUGAACAAGUUCCACAGACAUGUGACUAACAGAAAUGGAAUAAUGUGUCCCUGAACAAAGGGGGGGUCAAAAAGUAACUGUCAGUAUCUGUGGCCACCAGCUGCAUUAAGUACUGCAGUGCAUCUCCUCCUCAUGGACUGCACCAGAUUUGCCAGUUCUUGCUGUGAGAUGUUACCCCACUCUUCCACCAAGGCACCUGCAAGUUCCUGGACAUUUCUGGGGGACCCUCCACCUCCAAAUCGAUCCCGCUCCAGAGUACAGGCCUCGGUGUAACGCUCAUUCCUUCUACGAUAAAUGCGAAUCCGACCAUCACCCCUGGUGAGACAAAACCACGACUCGUCAGUGAAGAGCACUUUUUGCCAGUCCUGUCUGGUCCAGCGACGGUGGGUUUGUGCCCAUAGGCGACGUUGUUGCCGGUGAUGUCUGGUGAGGACCUGCCUUACAACAGGCCUACAAGCCCUCAGUCCAGCCUCUCUCAGCCUAUUGCGGACAGUCUGAGCACUGAUGGAGGGAUUGUGCGUUCCUGGUGUAACUCGGGCAGUUGUUGUUGCCAUCCUGUACCUGUCCCGCAGGUGUGAUGUUCGGAUGUACCGAUCCUGUGCAGGUGUUGUUACACGUGAUCUGCCACUGCGAGGACGAUCAGCUGUCCGUCCUGUCUCCCUGUAGCGCGGUUUUAGGCGUCUCACAGUAUGGACAUUGCAAUUUAUUGCCCUGACCACAUCUGCAGUCCUCAUGCCUCCUUGCAGCAUGCCUAAGGCACGUUCACGCAGAUGAGCAGGGACCCUGGACAUCUUUCUUUUGGUGUUUUUCAGAGUCAGUAGAAAGGCCUAAGUGUCCUAAGUUUUCAUAACUGUGACCUUAAUUGCCUACUGUCUGUAAGCUGUUAGUGUCUUAACGACUGUUCCACAGGUGCAUGUUCUUAAAUUGUUUAUGGUUCAUUGAACAAGCAUGGGAAACCGUGUUUAAACACUUUACAAUGAAGAUCUGUGAAGUUAUUUGGAUUUUUACAAAUGAUCUUUGAACGACAGGGUCCUGAAAAAGGGACGUUUCUUUUUUUGCUGUGUUUAGAAAUCCAGUGCUAUUUGCAUGUGGAAAUAUCUUCGGAUCCAUUUGUUUAUGUUUUUGUACGGGCCCGGCCCAAUCUUUGAUGGUAUUACAUCAUCCUACAGAGUGUAUCUUUAAUCCCAGCCUGCAGUAUGUGCUUGUCAGGCUUUUAUAAGGCCAAAUCCAGGUGGUAGUGAUUACAAAUGGCCUGGAUUCUGGAGUUUAUAUGACUUCCCUGAAGCAUCCAGUGCAACUUCUGAAGGAUUCUAAGUCUGACCAGUUACUUGGAAUGCACAAACCUGUAGGGCACCCCUACAUUCCAAUGUGCAGUUUCUGUUCCACUGCAGUGUAGUGUUUUGAUGUAUUGUUAAGGGUUUUGCUAAUCUGUGAUGUCUGCUUGACUCGUCUAGGGACCUAUGGUAAGGAGUUUGUCCAGUGCUGAAUAGAUGAAUCCCUCUUUUAUUCUCCUCCUCUCAUGUUUAACAUGUAUACACAGUAGUUAUCAGGUAGAACCGAAAACCAGCAGGCUCUGGACCUUGUAGGGUAAGAGUUGAGUACCCCUGAGCUAUAGGAUGAGAAAUAUACCAGAGGUUUGGCGCAGGUACACCCAACUAGCGCUAGCUAACGUUAAAUACCUAGCAAAAAUAUAUAAAUAAAUAUAUAUAUAUAUAUAUAUAUAUAUAUAUAUAUAUAUUAUUAUUAUUAUUAUUUUUCUUCUAUUUUUACAAAUCGAUUAUUGGACUCACAGUAUCAAUAUAAAAUCUACAAAAAUAAUAUUGUGAUACUCUACUGUAUCUAUUUUCACCCCCUUCUCUAGGUAUAUGUAGGGUAUGUAGCCUAUGACACUGUGUGUGUAGAGGAGAAGUGAGAGAACAGGUUUGGCCUGUUACUAACACAGUGGACCAUUGCUUCCAGGGAGGCAGAACAGUUUGCUUCCUCUGAUAACAGAUUAUUUAAACUCUGAACUGCUGGUAUUUCCUCCUUCCUCUCUGUCCCAGUGAAAGCUGGUGUCAGUUCCCUUAAAAAAAGUUUUUAUGAGCUUAAAUUUCACACAUGAAACCAUAUAUUCACAUGUAUAAAUUUAGAGUUCACAUGUUAACACCACCUUUUCACAUGCGAGGAAAUUGUUGUUUCACAUGUUAAAAACUUUCACAUGUGAAAAUUGGAUAUGCAGUUUCGGCGGCAGGUAGCUUAGUGGUUAAGAGCAUUGUGCCAGUAACCGAAAGGUCGCUGGUUCUAAUCCCCGAGCCGACUAGGUGAAAAAUCUGUCGAUGUGCCCUUGAGCAAGGCACUUAACCCUAAUUGCUCAUGUAAGUCGCUCUGGAUAAGAGCGUCUGCUAAAUGUAACACUUUCACAUGUGAAUCUCACUUUGACAUAUACAGUUGAAGUCGGAAGUUUACAUACACCUUAUCCAAAUACGUUUAAACUCGGUUUUUCACAAUUCCUGACAUUUAAUCUUAGUAAAAAGUCCCUGUCUUUGGUCAGUUAGGAUCACCACUUUAUUUUAAGAAUGUGAAAUGUCUGAAUAAUUGUCACGGUUUCGGCCGAGGCUGCUCCUCCUCCUUGCUCGGGCAGGCUUCGGCGGGCGUCGUCUCCGGAGUACUAGCUGCCACCGUUGGAUGUUUUCGAUGUUCGUUUGGUUUUGUCUAGUUGUUGUGCACCUGUUCCCUGUUAGUGUGAUUAUGUACCAUAUAUAUAGUUCCAUUUGUUUGUCAUGUGUUGUGUGUAAUUGUUUUCCUGUCGUUUGGUGCAGUGCUGUUUGCUAGACUCUCUUUGUUUUACCGUCGCACUAUUGUUCGUGCGCAGUUCGGUUUGGGAGUGUUUUACGCACUGUGGCGUAUGUUUCGCCUCCGGGUUGUUUGACCCGUGUUAUGAUUUUUGGAUUUUCUAGUAAAGUCUGGAUUUCCUGAGCUCCUGUGUCCUGCUAUUGAUUCGCACCACAUCCGCAUCAGAGUUCGUGACAAUAAUAGUAGAGAGAAUAAUUUAUUUCAGCUUUAAUUUCUUUCAUCACAUUCCCAGUGGGUCAGAAGUUUACAUACACUAAAUUAGUAUUUGGUAGCAUUGCCUUUAAAUUGUUUAACUUGGGUCAAACGUUUCGGAUAGCCUUCCACAAGCUUCCCACAAUAAGUUGGGUGAAUUUUGGCCCAUUCCUCCUGACCGAGCUGGUGUAACUGAGUCAGGUUUGUAGGCCUCCUUGCUCGCACACGCUUUUUCAGUUCUGCCUACACAUUUUCUAUAGGAUUGAGGUCUUGUCAUUGUGAUGGCCACUCCAGUACCAUGACUUUGUUGUCCUUAAGCCAUUUCGCCACAACUUUGGAAGUAUGCUUGGGGUCAUUGUCCAUUUGGAAGACCCAUUUGCGACCAAGCUUUAACUUCCUAACUGAUGUCUUGAGAUGUUGCUUCAAUAUAUCCACAUAAUUUUCCUUCCUCAUGAUGCCAUCUAUUUUGUGAAGUGCACCAGUCCCUCCUGCAGCAAAGCACCCCCACAGCACGAUGCUGCCACCCCCGUGCUUCUCAGUUGGGAUGGUGUUCUUCGGCUUGCAAGCAACCCCCUUUUUCCUCCAAACAUAACGAUGGUCAUUAUGGCCAAACAGUUCUAUUUUUGUUUCAUCAGACCAGAGGACAUUUCUCCAAAAAGUACGAUAUUUGUCCCCAUGUGCAGUUGCAAACCGUAGUCUGGCUUUUUAUGGCGGUUUUGGAGCAGUGGCUUCUUCCUUGCUGAGCGGCCUUUCAGGUUAUGUCGAUAUAGGACUCCUUUACUGUGGAUAUGGAUACUUUUGUACCUGUUUCCUCCAGCAUCUUCACAAGGUCCUUUGCUGUUGUUCUGGGAUUGAUUUGCACUUUUCGCACCAAAGUACGUUCAUCUCUAGGAGACAGAAAGCGUCUCCUUCCUGAGCGGUAUGACGGCUGCGUGGUCCCAUGGUGUUUAUACUUGCGUACUAUUGUUUGCACAGAUGAACGUGGUACCUUCAGGCGUUUGGAAAUUGCUCCCAAGGAUGAACCAGACUUGUGGAGGUCUACAAUUUUUUUUUCUGAGGUCUUGGCUGAUUUCAUUUCAUUUUCCCAUGAUGUCAAGCAAAGAAGCACUGAGUUUGAAGGUAGGCCUUGAAAUACAUCCACAGGUACACCUCCAAUUGACUCAAAUGAUGUCAAUUAGCCUAUCAGAAGCUUCUAAAGCCAUGACAUCAUUUUCUGGAAUUUUCCAAGCUGUUUAAAGGCACAGUCAACUUAGUGUAUGUGGAGUGGUUGAAAAACUUCUGACCCACUCAAAUUGUGAUACGGUGAAAUAAUCUGUCUGUAAACAAUUGUUGGGAAAAUUACUUGUGUCAUUCACAAAGUAGAUGUCCUUACCGACUUGCCAAAACUAUAGUUUGUUAACAAGACAUUUGUGGAGUGGUUGAAAAACGAGUUUUAAUGACUCCAACCUAAGUGUAUGUCAACUUCCGACUUCAACUGUAGAAUUUCAUGUUCACAUGUGAAAAACAAUCACGUAAAAAUCAAAUUAGCAGCUUUAAAAUCUGGUGUUGAAAUAAUGUUAUUCUCCUCACAUGAGAUGAUGUUAACAUGUUGCAAACAAAAAUAAUUAUAUUGAAAGCAAAACAUAAACCCCAAAGUAUUGAUAGCAAAACAAAAUAUUGCAAGGAAAUCAUUUCAAAAUGUGAGAACAAAUGAAUUGUAAAUUAAUGCAAAAAAAUUGUUUUACGUGAUUUUUGGGGGGGAUAACGCGAUUAAAUAAAACACAUCCCUCUUUCCUCUUUCCUGCAAUUUUCCCUAUCUUUGGUUAUGUUACCCUGGCCUUAGCUGCCUUUUUUCCAGUUGCAAGUUUUGGCACAUUCAUACUAGCAACAUAGCACUGCUAGUUUGCCUCAGAAGGUAAGCAGGGUUGGUCCCUGGAUGGGAGACCAGAUGUAGCUGGAAGUGGUGAAAAAAAUUUCCCCCAAAAAUUGUCACGUGGUCAAAAAAAAAAUCACGAUGGAAAAGCACAUAUACAAUUUUUACAUGUGAAACUUCACACGUGUCCGAAAACUACAUGUCUCUGACUGAAAAUCUCAACAAAUAAAUGUAUUUGUUUUUUUUACAUUAACAUUUUCACUUGAUUUGUUCACGUGUGAAAUUGGAAGGUGUUUUUUUCACAUGAUUUUAUUCAUGUUUUUUUGUUGUUGUAAGGGUUAGCCUGGUCCUAGAUCUGUGCUGGUUGUUGAACUUGAGUAUGACCAUAGGAGUUUGCAAGACAGCAAAAACAGAUCUGGGACCUGGCUAAGUGGCAGUAGCCUGUCUUGAGAUUUUAUUAGGAUAUGGCCAUACAAAUAUUUGGCUCCUCACAUAUCCGUUUUUUGCUGUCUAGGCAAGACAGGAUAAACAGAUCUGGGAUUAGGCUAUACGAAUAUCACUUGGCUGAGAUAUCCAAGGGAGGACCUGGAAUAUUACUGAAAUACUCCAGAUAUUUGGGAGAUUCCUCUGCUUAGACAGGGAGAGGGAGAAACAAAUGCAGAGUGGUAUUGAAUAUCAAAUUAACAAAUGAACUGUUCCACCUCCUCCUAUACAGUCUCAAUACAGUUUGUUUCCAUUUGAGUUAGGCUAAUCAGGGUGGCUUGAAUCAUUUGAGUAGUUCCAACUCUGAGGGCAAAAGAGUAAAUGUAGGGAACUGAAACACUAGUUUCAAUUGCAGAUUAUUCUCCAAUCCCCCUGUGAAGUUAUUUGGUGUUUUUUGUUUUUGUGAGAAAUGCAGUAUAUACAGGUAUUGACUAUUGAUCUAAGGUAGGAGAAAUGACAGAGAAGCUCUAUAAUACUGUAACAGGCGUUUGGAAAUGACCGUCCCUUCCUGCUCACAUACAGCUGAGCAUCAUGGGAGUCCCUAUGGUUACCGUGUCUCUGGAGGACUUGGCCGUGGCGGGGUCUCUCCCCGCAUGCCAGGACGUCAGGGUCGGUCCCCCCAGCCCACCGUACCCCCCGAGACCCUCAUCAUACCAGCCCAUGCCCCGAGGGUCCAGCUCAGCCAAACCGACAUCAGGAAGCUGAGGUUACUAUCUAUCAAUAACUUGUUUGUAUUGUUGGGGUUGUAACUUUUUCUUGUUGUCUUUUUAAUAUCAUCAUUAGGUACAGUGCUAUGAAAAAGUAUUUGCCCCCUUUCUAAUUUUCUCUACUUUUGCAUAUUUGUGAUACUGAAUGUUAUCAGAUCUUCAACCAAAACCUAAUAUUAGAUAAAGGGAACAUAAGUGGACAAAUAUCACAACAAUUACAUAUUUAUUUCAUAAACAAAGUUAUGCAACACCCAAUUCCCCUGUGUGAAAAAGUAAUUGCCCCCUUACACUCAAUAACUGAUUGUGCCACCUUUAGCUGCAAUGACUCCAACCAAAUGCUUCCUGUAGUUGUUGAUCAGUCUUUCACGUCGCUGUUUAGGAAUUUUGGCCCACUCUUCCAUGCAGAACUGCUUUAACUCACUGACGUGUGGGUUUUCAAGCAUGAACUGCUCGUUUCAAGUCCUGCCACAACAUCUCAAUUGGGAUUAGGUCUGGACUUUGACUAGGCCUCUAGUCCUCUUAAAAUUCAUGGUUCCUUCUAUUAAGGCAAGUCUUCCAGGAAUUGCCUAGUCAAAGUCCAGACCUAAUCCCAAUUGAGAUGUUGUGGCAGGACUUGAAACGAGCAGUUCAUGCUUGAAAACCCACACGUCACUGAGUUAAAGCAGUUCUGCAUGGAAGAGUGGGCCAAAAUUCCUCCACAGCGACGUGAGAGACUGAUCAACAACUACAGGAAGUAUUUGGUAGGAGUCAAUGCAGCUAAAGGUGGCACAACCAGUUAUUGAGUGUAAGGGGGCAAUUACUUUUUCACACAGGGGAAUUGGGUGUUGCAUAACUUUGUUUAUGAAAUAAAUAUGUAAUUGUUGUGUUAUUUGUUCACUUACGUUCCCUUUAUCUAAUAUUAGGUUUUGGUUGAAGAUCUGAUAACAUUCAGUAUCACAAAUAUGCAAAAGUAGAGAAAAUUAGAAAGGGGGCAAAUACUUUUUCAUAGCACUGUAGAUGUUAUUUGUUUUACCAUUCAGAACCCCUUUGGAAAUAUGUAUUUGUAUUAAUCAAUGCAUGUGCUAUCCUCUGAGGUUCAAAUGCACAUCUUACUGAUUUAAUAUUUCAGUUGCAACUGUAAAAUUCAACAACAUUCAACUCAACUCAACUCCCAUUUAAUUCAACUCAAUUCUAUUCUAUUUGAUUCCACCCAGGUUCAAGCCCACGGUGGGGUCAGUGCACCUAUCCGAGGGCCACGAGGCCAAGUUCAACUGCUCCAUCGACGUCCCUGACGCCAACCUGGACCUCACCGUGCUGUGGAGGAAGAACAACAUGGAGCUGGCUGAAAACCUGCAGGUGGUCAUCAACGAACUACAGACCGUCACACACGGGAUCAUGACCCUACUGUCCACCGUCAGGUAACUGUGACCGGAGCAUUGGAGUGGGAGCAGGGGACAUUCUUGGCAGACACAGCACGUGAAGAAAAUAGCAUUUGGAUACUUAGAUCCUUGCCAUUUUUUAAAGUUAAACUGCCAAGCUUUCGGUCACAAUCGACCUUCGUCAGAGCAUAGAAAAACAAACACAAAAAGACACAGAGAGUGGAAUCAGUAUGAUAAAUCAGGUGAAAAAGUUCUGAAAUGUCUGGUUGCUAAAUUUUUCCACUACUUGUGUGUCUCAGCAUAACUCGUGUGCAGAGAGCUGACGCUGGGGACUACCGCUGUAGACUGAGAGUCAAUGACAAAGUGAUAGAGUCCCAGCCUAUCAGCAUCCAGGUCGAAGGUGAGUCCCAACAUCAUACGAGUGCAUUAAAUGGAUGACAAGGUUUUCCAUGACUGGUUCCAAUAUACUGUGUGUUUUAGGGGAUCAGUUUGAGCAAGAUGAGGCGUAGAAUCACUGAUCAUAAUAAGUAGUUAUUUGUGAUGAAAGGGGAUUCUGCAUAGCCUGACUGCAAUGUAGUCGAUCUCAAACAUGUACUCUGUUUGUCUGUGUGUGUUUUUAGGUCUACCAACGUUCACCAGACAGCCAGAUGACAGGAACGUAACUCGUAACAGCCCCUUUAACCUGUCGUGUGAAGCGGUGGGUCCCCCGAAUCCUAUCAUGAUCCACUGGCUACGCAAUGGAGUGUCUGAGAUGGGGUACGUUACGCCCUCCCCCAGCAACUACACUGUAGCAGGUGAGAGAGAGACACGCGCACACACACGCACACACAUACACACACGGGCACAUGCACAGGCGCAUGCACAGAUGAGCACACACGCGUGCGUAGACAUGCACACACACAUGCACAUACACACAUAUGCACAUACACACAUGCACAUACACACAUAUGCACAUACAAUCUCUUGCUUUCAUAUGAAGUAUUGAACUGUGGCUGCCAAUAUUAUCUCAGUACCUCUUUCUGGGUUUCACAUAGAGUCUGGAGGUGUAUUGUAUUGUUCUAUUGCUCCAUCAUCUUAGUUUGCAUCACAAAUGACACCCUAUUCCCUAUAAAGUGCACUACCUUUGACCAGAGCCUCUGGUCUAAAGUGGUGCACUACAUAGGGAAUAUGGUGCUAUUUGGGACACACCCUUAGCCUCUCUCCUAAGGCCUAGAAAACCUCUUAAAAGAAAGAAAGUGGAAUUCCACUCCACGCUUUGCCGAUUUCUCUAAACUUUGAAUUCAGGUCAUUGGCUAAUACAUAGACGUUGAUUGAAUAGGGAUCUUAGCAGCUCACCUGAAUCUCUCCUUUAUAACGCCACAUGUAGGUCAUGUUAUAUUUUGCAAUGUUGAGUUGGGUUUUUUCCCCCAAGUCCUAAAGGAAAUGAGUGCAUAGGUCUAUUAAGGGAAAUGUUUUGUUCUGUGUGAAUGUUAUUGAUUAACCAUUUUUUCACCUUAUCUGAAGUAAAUUACCUUGUUAUUUCAUUAAAGUUAAUUGUUUCAUGUAAGAAAAAAAUAUAUAUAUAUAGAGAGAUAGAUAUAUAGAGAUAUAUAGAGAAAGUAAGACUGAAAGAGAGUAGGAGGACCAAGAUGAACUUGUGUUGUGGUUUAUGGAGGGAAUACGGUUUCUUCAUAUCACUGAAUGUCCUGGCAGUCUGGCACAUUUUGUUAUUCAGAAGAGAUGGUAAAGGACAUUCGUGUCAGUGUUUGUGUGGUGUGUGUGUGUGUGUGUGAUUGGUGUAAAAUGUGCAGAGCUGUGUCCUACUCAGCUGUAGCAGAGAUGUGUUGGAGGUCUGAAUACUGUGGUGUCAGUCUAUCUGCAGCCUCAGCGUCUGUUUCUCCCUUUCUCUCUCUCCCACUCUCUCUUUCCCCAUCUCUUUCUCUCUCUCCCACUCUCUCUUUCCCCCAUCUCUUUCUCUCUCUCCCACUCUCUCUUUCCCCCAUCUCUUUCUCUCUCUCCCACUCUCUCUUUCCCCCAUCUCUUUCUCUCUCUCUCUCCCCUCUCUCUUCCCUCUCUUCUCUCCCCCAUCUCUCUUGCCCCCAUCUCUUUCUUCUCUCCUUCCCACUCCUCCCACUCUUCCCCCAUCUCUUUCUCUCUCCCACUCUCUCUUUCCCCCAUCUCUCUCUCUCUCCCCUUCCUCUUUCCCCAUCUCUCUCUCUCUCCCCCUCUCUUCUUCUUUCCCCCAUCUCUUUCUCUCUCUCCCCACUCUCUCGUUCCCCCCAAUCUCUUUCUCUCUAUACCCACUCCUCUCUCUUUCCCCCAUCUCUUUCUCUCUCCCUCUGCUCUCCAUUUUCCUCUCUCUCUUUUUGUCUCUGUGUGUUUCAUACAGUCUCUCUCUCUCUCUCUCUCUCUCUCUCUCUCUCUCUCUCUCUCUCUCUCUGCACUAUCCCCCCUUUCUCCCUCUCUGUCCUGCUACCACAUAGAGAUGUAUCACCAUGUUCACUGUCACCGUGGGCCCCCUGGGUUACACUGCUGAAUAGCUGACCACUUUCAACCGGACUCACUCAUGCUUUAACAAUGCCUGUGUGUGUGUGUCUGUAUGUGUGGACUGUAAUCUAAGAUAACCAUGUUGGUUAUUGGGGGAAAUGGAUCCUUUCAGUUAGUCUUGGUGGGGAGGAAUCUGAUACUGUCAGGGGUCAAGAUAAGCUUUUUGUGCAAGGAGAAUGGUUUGUGUGGUUUGAUGAAUGGGCAUGUGUUGCGUGUCAAAAAGACUGAGUAAAGCUUUAACAUUUUGGCCUGGAUAUUUGCUAAGUUAGUUAUGAUUUGAAUCCUGGACUGACAGAGUGGAGACUGCACCAUUGAAAUGCUCCAAAACACCUAAAGGGGCCUUAAUGAUUAGUAAUAAAUAUCUUGAAGCUUGAGCAGUGUUGUGAGCAUAAAACUUUAAGUUACAUGCCUCCUUUAGGUUCUCCCACAGACAAACACCUCUCUUCAAUGUGAAAACACAACAUUGGCUCUAUGCAAUUUACAGCAGCUAAUUUACUUGGUGCCCUGGGGCAAAGCAUUCUUUAAUUACCGGUAGAUCAGCUUUAAUAUUGCAUAUAGAUUGUGGGUUCUAUCAAUGUAAUUGUUUGCAUCAUUUCCAAUCACCCAUAUUUAAUUGUAUUUUCCCCUAACCCUACCACCCCUCCUCUACUUGGAGUAAACUAAUGGACAACAAUUCUUAGACUUCUACUUCCAACUUAUUUUUUCAACUGUUCUGUGAAGUUUCACAAAAGUUCUGAACCUUUCUGUUCUCAUAAUUUCUACAGAUUCUAAAUUAAAGAGGAACAUUUUUACUAAGUGUAUUAUUAUAUUAUUGAUCGAUUGACUAUGGCUUUUCAAAUCACCCAGCACUAACAGGGUCUGGUAGCGCUCAAGUUCUCCCUGUCAGAAUAAGCAACAGAGGACUUGGAAACCAUAUCAACUCCUAUAGAAAUGGCACUAUAGUUAUUGUGAAUAGGCUCAUUUAUGUUCUUCUAACUCUGCCUUCUAGUGAGUUUAUACAAACAGUCAUAUCCUACCAUUCUGAUAGAUUGGAGACUGUCAGAAAACAUUGUUGUAACGUUAAUUAUUUGGUUGUUAUUCCAUUGGUUACCUCGAGGCAGAUGCCCCAGGGGCAGAGCAUUGAAUAUGGCGCUUUUAAAUGUUAUAGCAAUCACUAGUAAAACCUUUCUCAUGAAUUACCUCAUAAUGAUUACUCACUGAAACAUGGCUGUCUUCAGACAUAUCCUCUAUUAUUGAUGUUACUUUAUCUGAUCACCACUGUGUAUUUUUUUACUACCUUUGUUGCCCAUAGGGUAAUACUGAACACAUUAUUAAGAAACGCUUCUUACCUCUGAAGUUGCUACAGAUUUUAUUGAGUGUAUGAACAAUACACCAUCACCUAUUCUGCCUUCUUCUUAUGAUGAUUUAGUUGAUAACUUUAAUAGCAAAUUAAGGGCAACCAUUGAUGCCAUAACUCUAGUAAGGUUGAAAAGGGCCACAUCCAAACGGAGAGCCCCUUGGAUGACUGAGGAAACAAAUCUACUAAAGAGAAAUUGCAGAGUAGAAGUGGAGAAAGUCAAAGUUGCAGGACAUUAUAAUAUUCUGAGAAAGCAACUUGGCAUAUAUAACAAGGCAAUUAGAAAUGCCAGAUGGGGAAAUGUUUCUAACUUGAUCACUAAUAAUCAGAAUAAAUCGAGAGUGCUCUUCUCGACAAUUGAUGGCCUGAUAAAUCCUACCCCCGCAAACCUAUGUGAACUUUCCUCCACAUCUAAAUGUGAUGAGUUUGUGGCAUAUUUCAGAGAUAAGAUAACAAACAUUAGGCUGGGUAUCAGUCAAGAAAGACCUGAUGAGAAGUUUGAUGAUAUGUGCCUUAGACCACGCAAAGGCACUAUGGAGUUACUUUCCCUGGUUGACACAGACAUGCUCAGGAAAGUGAUAUCAAAACUUAAGUCUUCCACCUGCCUUCUCGUUCCUGUCCCCACCACCUUCUUCAAAACUGUUUUUAAUUGCAUAUCUGAAGAAGUGCAAGCUAUUGUUAAUCACUCCCUGUUUACAGGCACUUUCCUCACUGCACUAAAAACUUAUAUGGUGAAACCCCUUCUGAAGAAAAGUAAUUUAUAUUCUUCAGCUCUUAGCAAUUUUCGGCCAAUCUCCAACCUUCCAUUCUUAAGCAAAAUUCUUGAGAAAUUGGUUUUCAAACAGCUAAAUUAUUUUUUAAAGUGCCAACUGUAUUUUUGAAAAAUUCAAAUCUGGUUUUUGUGCCCACCACAGCACAAAGACAGCCUUAAUUAAAGUGGUAAAUUAUCUUAUUGCCAACACAGAUGUCAAACAGCUAUCUGUCCUUGUAUCCUUGGAUUGAAGUGCUGCAUUCGACACUGUUGACCACGAUAUCCCUCUGGUCAGACUGGAGAGGUGGGUUGGCCUCUCCGGUCCAGUUCUAAAUUGAUUUAGGACAGUUUUUUGUCACCCUUGGUGAACAUAACUCAGAGAAAAUAAACUCAGCAAAAAAAUAAACUUCCCUUUUUCAGGACCCUGUCUUUCAAAGAUACAGUGGUGAGUUGUGGGGCCUUUAGUAGUCUAGACACAGUGGUGAGUUGUGGGGCCUUUAGUAGUCUAGACACAGUGGUGAGUUGUGGGGCCUUUAGUAGUCUAGACACAGUGGUGAGUUGUGGGGCCUUUAGUAGUCUAGACACAGUGGUAAGUUGUGGGGCCUUUAGUAGUCUAGACACAGUGGUGAGUUGUGGGGCUACUGGCUGGGAGGUGAAGGGUUAGAGGCCAGAGUUGUGCUUUUUCCUAGUGUGUGACAUGGCUGGGGUUGUGAGCGUGUGUGUGUGUGUGUGAUGGGGGUUGUAGAGGAGAUAGACGGAUCGGGGGAUGGCUCCCUGGACAAAGGCCUCAUUCACGGGACGGCCCACCACCCCGCUCUGCUUUACAGGGAGGGGAUUUAAAGGGGAGCUGGCUGGGGACUGCCUGGCUGCAGGCUGGCAGGGUUUACUUACAUCCACAUCUCUGGAUGUUACGGGUAGCCUUUCCUCCCACUAACACUGACCAGUUUCCUUUCCUUUUCUGACUCGAUUCUGAUUCUGAUUGAAGUUUGGGCCUGUUCAGCUUUUGUUACUAGGGUGGUAGCCUACUGUUGUUAUGGGUAGCCUUUCCUCCCUCAAAUACGGACCAUUUUCCUUUCUGUAUAUUAAAGUCCAGUCAGCCACUGUUCUCUCCCAGAACAAUACAUGUUACAUAAUGAUUUACAAACUUAGUCCCCAGAGGCACAGUACAGGGUCAGACCAUGGCCACAUUACAUGCCCACAAUCUCCUCAGAGCACAAAGGGAACAAAUAUGUUACAGUGUAUUCAAAGAUGGAAUGGAAUAGGCUACUUCAGUCGAAAAUUGAAAAAGAAAUCGGGGGCAAAAUGUGAUGCAUUGAUAUAAAAAAGAGCAGAAGAAAAUAUCUGAGAUGUGUGUCCCCAAGUGUACUCCUUUUGACCACAACCCAGUGGAACCUGGUCAAAAGUAGUGCACUAUAUAGAGAAUAGAGUGCCAUUUGGGUCUCAUACUGGGCUAUAUGAGGUUGUUCUGCAACCAGGUCAGUUCAGCAGUGAAAGCCUGGUAGAAUGGAACCAUAGAAAUAGAAUGGAACCUUGCCAAACCGGAUAAUUACACACUGUUUGUUGGACUUGGAACCGCAAUGCAAUACUUCCAGGGCUAGUUACAGAGAGAUCAUACAUUUGGCUCGCUGGUUAUAGAGAGAUCAUACAUCUGGGCUUGAUUGAGGUUGCCUGACUAAAUGGAACCAAUAGAAUAGUCGCAAAAGUGCAAAUCCCUGUCCAUUUGGCACUCUAGGCAGACUAAAGCAAUGCUAAAAGUAUUUGAAAGAUUUCAAAUAGUAUUUGAACACAGUUUUGGCUCACUCCAGCCCACUCACUCUCUAUAUGCAUUUCAGCCCACUCACUCUCGCUAUGCAUUUACCGGUAUCCACUAAACCAGUUUCAAUGUUGUUAGCCUUUUAGUUGGAAUGGUCACUUGCAAGUCUCAAGAGAUUCUGUUUUGAGCUGCAGGAGUUGUCUAGGACCGCCACCAAUAAAUGGAGUGGGUGUGAAGAGCAAGUGUCUGACCUUUUGCUUCGUGUGUUGUCUUUUUAUUUGGACUCUUUAGUACUUAUUGAAUGAUCUGUGAGUUGAAAGGCCCUCUGAAAGACGCUGUUUCUUCUCUGUAUGUGUCCCAAAUGGCACCCCAUUCCCUUUAUAGUGAAUUACUUUUCACCAGGGCCAUAGGACUCUGGUCAAACGUAAUGCACUAAAUAGGGAAUGGGGUGCCAUUUGGGACUUACACACAAUGUCUUCUCUAGAAAGGGAAGCUGGAAGCUUGGUUGUUGUUUACUAGAUUUGGCUCUUUCGCUGUUGCCUGAAAUAGACUUAAACUUUGGUUUGCCAAAAAAGCCUUUUCUGCUCUAUAAAACCAGUAUCAUAGACUGAGUAACUCUUUCUCUCUCUCUCUCUCUCUCUCUCUCUCUCUCUCUCUCUCUCUCUCUCUCUCUCUCUCUCUCUCUCUCUCUCUCUGUGACCGUAUGCUGGCUUGUCUACAGCCUCUCUCAGUUUGUAAUGGGAGGUUAGUUUAUUUGUCUUUUUGAACAGCUUCAAUCCUGCUGGAAGUAUUUAGUAACUCUGAGUAAACAUGAGAGAGAUCAUGUGACUUUGAGAGAUGUCAAAACUUUGAUCAUAGUUUUACCAAAACAUAAGGUUUUAGUUUAUAAAGGAUUUGUAGGUAUUUAUGUAGACCGUAUAAUGGGCUUAGGAGGUAAGCUUCAGUACUUUUGAAACUCACUUGUUUAAAAUGUCAAUGUUUGACUGCCUUGAUAACUGAGUGAGAGGCUCCAUACCCUAACGAGACAGAUGUGGCAAAGAGAACACUGCAGCACCAUCAACACCCAAAAGGCUGAAGCAAGGCAGCAGAAGUAGAAGCACAGACUCCGACAGAUAUUUCAACCAAUGCACCAUCCAGGGGAAUGUACAGAUAAAUGUGACAUACAAUAAGUAGCUAUAGCUUUUUCAGCUGUGGUGGAUAAUAAAGAGAAUGUACGGUUUAAUUUAUUAAAAUCAGCUCAAAUGAAUGUCAUGGAUUGUCUUUCUUUUGACUGAACAGUGAGCAGGCAAAGUCGCGCAUCAUAAGCUCAUUGUUAUGGAUGUAUCCAAAUAAAUCUAACUAGAAAACAGCUUAAACAAAUGCAAAUGCAGCUACUUUGCUGUUAUUCUGGCUGCACUUUUUGACGCGACUGUAAAUUAGCCGUAGUUGGUUAGCUAGCAAGCAAGGGAUAAGAACGUUGCCAGUCAGUAUGGCAAGGGAACAAAAAGAAGGAACGACUGGGUCGUGUCUCUAGCAACCCUAGAUUUGUGUCGGGACUAUAUCUUGUGGAAGGAUGAAAUAGUACGAAUACAUUUAUCAAAAUAAUGUUUUUAAUGAAAAUCAUUAUUUGAAUAUGUUGGUAACCCGUUGUAUAAAAGUGAUAAUGCCCUCGAAGCCGGUGUUUGUUGGAUAUAUUUCUACAGAGGGUUUUUCAUUGAACCCAAAAGGGUUCUACCUGGAACCAGAAAGGGUUCUCCUAUGGGGACAGCCGAAGAACCCUUUUAGAACCCUUUUUUCUAAGAGUGUACAUUACCCAUUAUACUCUGUACUUCAUGUCUCUACACCUCACCAAGACAACAGGCUCAUUAGAUAUUCAGAGGAAAGUAAACAAAACUAGAAAAGGUAAAUGUCCUGAAGAAAAUGUGUGUACUUGCUUCAGCAGUCUAAAAGUCUGUUGUAUGGUGGUGGUAUAAGUUUAAAUUGGUAAAGGCUAAUGUAGAAUCACAGUGAGGGUACAGUACAGAACACAUUAAUUUGAUAUUCCGAAAAAUUUAAACAACAACAAGCCAAGCUGUUUCCAGUUCCAGUCAGCUCUCAUGGGCAGAGCAAGCAGUGCAUUGUGGAACGAUUUCCGAGCUUGAAGGCAGAGCAAACAGUACAUUGUUGUGGAAAAGGUUUCCAAGCAUGAAACACUGGACAGUGUGGAAAAAAACAACACAAAAGGGACAUUAUAUGGAGCAGGCCUACGCUGGGUAGAUGCAGGGUUUAAACACUGGGACUGUGUGGUGGUAGCCAGGGGAAAGAACCCAGGCAUUGAGAGAGAUGCCAUUGGUCCAGUCUGGACUCUAGUAGUGCAGAAGCGAUUGCAAAGUGGAAAGAUGCAAAAGUUUUGUUUAUUGUUGAGGUACUGCUAUAAUCUAACCUGACACUUUACUCGCCAACUAACAUGACACUUGACUCUCUAUAUGUAGGUACUAGGCCUAUGUUCUAAAAAGGAUGAUUCAAGGAUGAAUGUGGUUUACAGUGUUUUAUCUCACACUCACAACAAACCACUCAACCACUCACAUCACUAAUUCUCUUUAGGCCUACUUGGGACUGAAGCUCUUCCCCCUAUCAAGCUGACACAGCUCUCAUCAGCCUUUUUCAUGGCCUAACACUUUACCCACUACAGUACAUGUAGCCCUGUAUUCUGCUAAUGGUAAACUAUUAUAAGUGACAUCUACUUUCAGGAGUUAAGUGGAAGGGAGUGAAAUGAAAAAGUGGCUUUAGUUGGCUUGUAUCACUUUUUUUGAUAUGUGAAUUUUGCAGCUGACACAAUAUGAAAAUUGGUUUCUGUUUGUGUGGUAGUUGGUAGCGGCAUGAACGUUAUCAAGACCUUGACUUACUUUCUAUUGCCUUGUAGUAGUUUCUGUACUGUAUGCCCAUGAUAAAUGUAUUGUUUGUAAAAGUUUCAAUUGAAACAUUUCAGUGGUUGAGUUCACCAAGUUGAACUUGAAGAGAUGAAUAAGGACACACACUACUACUCCACCAUACUUUUAUUUGGUUAUACACAAAGUUCAACUUUACAUUGGAAGCAUUAUCAUUAUAAAACGUGUUCCAUUACCUUAUCCUUCUGUACAAUUCAGUUAACAUGUUCUGCUGUGUUAUGUUUUUGUCUGUAGGUGUGGACAAGUAUACCCAAUUCAGCUGUGAGGCCCACAACCAGAAAGGUGUCACUACUUCCAGGGAAGCAAACGUCAACAUUAAAGGUAAUGUGGACUCCAAAGUCUCCUCCCACACUUUGAACUGAUUGAAUAAGAUAACAUGGACAGGGGAGAUCAUCCUAGUUCAGCACUCCUACUCUGAGAUGUUUUGUGAAUAUGGGAUUUGAUCUUUUUGAGUGCACAUUCAGACACGUCAAGCUGUCUGAGCAAUAAUAGUGCCUUAUAGUGCCUUAUAUCUCAGUGGGUGGUGCCCGGUGAGGCAGCCACGGUGUUAGGUCGCUGCUCGGGUGUUUUUUGGUUUUCUUUGUUAACUUAUGGAUUGCUGUUUUGGCUGUAUUUAUUGUGUAUGGGGAUUCUAUUUAAACAAUAAGGCAGAGGGGGUGUGGUAUAUGGCCUAUAUACCACAAACCCCAGAGGUGCCUUAAUGUUAUUAUAAACUGGUCACCAACGUAGUUAGAGCAGUAAAAAUACAUGUUUUGUCAUACCUGUGGUAUAUGGUCUGAUAUACCACGGCUGUCAGCCAAUCAGCUUUUAGGGCUCGAACCACCCACUUUAUAAUCAUCAAUAUAUUCUGUCUGUAUAUUCUGUUUAUUCUGGCAGCACCAUUUCAGGUAAAUGUUCUAGUUCAUGUAAAUGUACUUGGCAAAUAAAGAUGAUUCUAAUGCUCCUUCUCUCGUGAUGAUGGAUUGUGUUUGGUAUGUUUGCAGUGCUUCCAGCUCCUGUCUCUGAGGUCACAGUGAUACAACGUGAAUCUAACAAACUUGUUCUGAGAUGGACCCCUGGACACGAUGGAUUCUCCCCACUCACUACCUGCCAGAUCAGGGUAAGCAAAGCUCCACACUCUCUGCCUAGAUAGUGUAUGAUGACACAGAGAGACUAGCCUGGCUACCCAUCCACAGUGCUCCGGCCAAACGCCACGCCCACUAACGUUUCUUUUCCACGAUAAGUCUGGAUUUGAUCUCCUACCUGAUGACUUCUCGAAUGCGAACACAUUCAAACCGUUUUGAUUGGUCCCAGAAACCGAUGGGUUGGGCCAGAGCCUGAACACGUGGGUAAAGCGCAGUUUCUGAAAUAGUCAUUGGCUUUGAUACUCGCUGAUGGCUUGUUUUGUACAACGCCCCUCACUUUGACGUCAGCAGAGAGGACUUCUAGGAUGGCAGUCUGAAUGAAUGUAUGUUGUGAUAGAUAAAGCAGAGGAAUUCAAUUCAGUAUGAGUCAUCAGGCAACAGAGAGACAGCACCAGUCCAAAUACACAACUUGCUGAUAGUAUCAGUCAGUUGUCAAUUCAAACAAAUGUUUAUCAGUGUUUAUUUGAAGCCCUGCCUAAGGGUUGUUUAGUGUUGUUCCUAAACAACUUUGUGAUAUUUUUGCACAAAUGUAUCUUUUUGUAAGAAAAUUAUAUCCUAAAUGUCUGUCUACAGUAGGCUACUGUUGUGAUGAACAUAGAACCUAUAUUUUUCCCUGUGCUCUCUUCAAGGUGAAAGAGGUGAGCCGAAGGAGGGGAGAGGUCAGGCUGGCUAGGAUAAUCAACGCUACAGCUCCUCCGUUCCAGAGUGAUGUCCCGGGGUUACAGGCCAUGACCUGGUACAACAUGAGCGUUUCCUGUAGCAAUGAGCUUGGCCAAUCACCAGUCAGUACCUGGGUCCAGAGCAACACUACAGAAGGAGGUGGGUAACAUCUAUGGGCCCGGGUAAAAGGUAGUGCACUAUGUAGGGAAUAGGGUGCCAUUUAGGACACAACCCCAUUGUCUUUGAGCAGGUGCUGGACAUCAAUACAUUUUCAAUACAAGGUGAAAAGAGACUCUGUACACUGCAUUCUAUGCUCCCAUGUGAAUUAUUGGUGACAACGUUUCAGCCACAUCAUGAUCCGCUAUACUGCAGCCAGGCCAUGGGUCAGUUUGGAGAUUUCUGUAGUGUUUUCAUGCAUAGAGAAUACAUAGGUCGCAGGAGCAUCCUGUCCAGGUCAUUGCCUUCUUAAGACUGCAUACAUCAUAUGCACUUGCCUGUAUGGGAUUCUGUAGAUCCUGUGUUAGGUCCUGCCUCUGUAUAAGAUGCAUGGCUGUGUGUUGUGCUAUUGUAGCCUGGGGGGAUCCAAAUUGAAUUGUUACAUUUCACAGUUGUUUCACUUCACGAAAGAGAGCAAUUCAGUUUGGAUCCGAGCUAGUUUUCUUGACCCCUCAUCCCAUCAAGUAUUCAGAAAGCAGUUUAAUUUCAUUGAUCAGAAAUUGUUAGAAGUACAGUACAUAUUAUGUUUUGCAUGACAGGGGGUUCCCUAGUGAAAUGUACGUCACGUCCAGAAUACAGUGGCUUGCGAAAGUAUUCACCCCCCUUGGCAUCUUUCCUAUUUUGUUGCUUACAACCUGGCAUUAAAAACAUUUUUGGGGGGGGUUUGUAUCAUUUGAUUUACACAACAUGUCUACCACUUUGAAGAUGCAAAAUAUUUUUUAUUGUGAAACAAACAAGAAAUAAGACAAAAAAACUGAAAACUUGAGCAUGCAUAACUAUUCACCCCCCCCCCCCCCAAAGUCAAUACUUUGUAGAGCCACCUUUUGCAGCAAUUACAGCUGCAAGUCUCUUGGGAUAUGUCUCUAUAAGCUUGGCACAUCUAGCCACUGCGAUUUUUGCCCAUUCUUCAAGGAAAAACUGCUCCAGCUCCUUCAAGUUGGAUGGGUUCCGCUGGUGUACAGCAAUCUUUAAGUCAUACCACAGAUUCUCAAUUGGAUUGAGGUCUGGGCUUUUACUAGGCCAUUCCAAGACAUUUAAAUGUUUCCCCUUAAACCACUCGAGUGUUGCUUUAGCAGUAUGCUUAGGGUCAUUGUCCUGCUGGAAGGUGAACCUCCGUCCCAGUCUCAAAUCUCUGGAAGACUGAAACAGGUUUCCCUCAAGAAUUUCCCUGUAUUUAGCUCCAUCCAUCAUUCCUUCAAUUUUGACCAGUUUCCCAGUCCCUGCCGAUGAAAAACAUCCCCACAGCAUGAUGCUGCCACCACCAUGCUUCACUGUGGGGAUGGUGUUCUCGGGGUGAUGAGAGGUGUUUGGUUUGCGCCAGACAAAGGGUUUUCCUUGAUGGCCAAAAAGCUCAAUUUUAGUCUCAUCUGACCAGAGUACCUUCUUCCAUAUGUUUGGGGAGUCUCCCACAUGCCUUUUGGCGAACACCAAACGUGUUUGCUUAUUUUUUUCUUUAAGCAAUGGCUUUUUUCUGGCCACUCUUCCGUAAAGCCCAGCUCUGUGGAGUGUACGGCUUAAAGUGGUCCUAUGGACAGAUACUCCAAUCUCUGCUGUGGAGCUUUGCAGCUCCUUCAGGGUUAUCUUUGGUCUCUUUGUUGCCUCUCUGAUUAAUGCCCUCCUUGCCUGGUCCCUGAGUUUUGGUGGGCGUUCCUCUCUUGGCAGGUUUGUUGUAGUGCCAUAUUCUUUCCAUUUUUUAAUAAUGGAUUUAAUGGUGCUCCGUGGGAUGUUCAAAGUUUUUGAUAAAACAUUUUUUACCCAACCCUGAUCUGUACUUCUCCACAACUUUGUCCCUGACCUGUUUGGAGAGCUCCUUGGUCUUCAUGGUGCCGCUUGCUUGGUGGUGCCCCUUGCUUAGUGGUGUUGCAGACUCUGGGGCCUUUCAGAACAGCUGUAUAUAUACUGAGAUCAUGUGACAGAUCAUGUGACACUUAGAUUGCACACAGGUGGACUUUAUUUAACUAAUUAUGUGACUUCUGAAGGUAAUUGGUUGCACCAGAACUUAUUUAGGGGCUUCAUAGCAAAGGGGGUGAAUACAUAUGCACACCACUUUUCCGUAAUUUUUUUCAUUUCACUUCACCAAUUUUGACUAUUUUGUGUAUGUCCAUUACAUGAAAUCCAAAUAAAAAUCCAUUUAAAUUACAGGAUGUAAUGCAACAAAAUAGGAAAAACGCCAAGGGGGGUGAAUACUUUUGCAAGGCACUGUAUGUCUGUUAUAUUUUCUUUGUAUAUCUUCCUGAGAGGCCACAUAGGAAGCAAAAGCAGGAGUGGUCUCAUGGAGAAAGCAUGCAGUUGGUAGAGUACGGGGUGGGGCUGCUUCUGACCUCUCUAAACUGAAGCCGCUGUGGGGGAUAUUUUAGUCUACAGAUCGGACAGAAAUCUUUCCAUGCUGUGGGAAACAUCAGAAGUGGUUGACCCGAAUGUGGCCUCAUCUCAAUCAUUUUCUUUGACGACUAGACAUAUCGAAAAUUAUUAUUAUUUGUUUCAUUACCACCUAUAUAAAAAUGUUGAUGUAACCGUGAAGGACCGUGCACAUUAAUCAACAUUUCAGUGUUCACAUCAAUGCGAAUGUGCCAGAGUUUGGCAAAAGUAGUAUGUGAGCUCUAUUUGAGUAUUAUCACAGAUUCCAAGAUUGAAGAUCAUAUUUGAGUGUGACCCUCUCUUUCCCUUCCCUUUGUUACUCCAGUACCGUCAGUCUACCCCCGUAACCUGACUGUUAUGCUAAACGAGUCAAUGCUGGUGAUCCGAUGGAAGGACCCGCCCCCGGAUAGGGUCAAUGGAAUCCUCACGGGUUAUGAUGUCAUCGUCACAUAUGGGACGCGGGUCAACAAGGUGAGUCUCCACCUGGAACCUGGAAGACAUUGAUGCUAUCACCCUAGAAAUAUGAUUAUUAGAACGGACGUUUUCAUUCUUUUUCUAUGGCGCUCACUGCCUCUCUCAAUCACUGAGUCCAUCUCCCCAUGGGUCUCAAAAAACAAUUAUAUUUUAUUCUAUUCUAUUCUAUUGAUUCAUCCAUGCCUCUGUGAGAUCUAGAAUAGCAGAAACUUGAGAUGGCCUACUGUAAAAGGUUGUGUUGCACUUUCAAUAUUAACAAUGUCAGUUUCAUACUGAGAUUUCGGUACCAAGAUUUGAGAACUGAGAUGUUCAUAUGAUUUAUAGUCCGUCAGUUUGUUCAUCAGGUGGUGUGUGUGUUUGUGUGUGUGUGUGAGAUGUGGUGGAUUGUUGGUCCUGCCUCUGACCUUGUUCCUUUCUACCAAAACAGACGGUCAACUUCCCUAUUCUCUGUCCUGAACUAAAGGGUUUCUCUCUACCGUUGAGUCAACAGUAAACUCUCCUGUGUGUAGCAAUGUGUGUCCCUGUCUGAGUCAUGGGUCAUUGGUUGGUGGAGUGAACGGAAAAUUAAUACAUUAGAUAGAUAGGGACUGUGUCCCAAAUGGCACCCUGUUCUCUAAUCCCCAACUCAGUCCUGGUGACCCCAAGGGGUGAACGUUUUGGUUUUUGCCAUUACACUACACAGCUGAUUCAAAUAAUCAAAGCUUAGGAAAGGCUGCUCUAUUUAGUGCAUAGCCCUAAGUGUGUCCCAUAGGGCUCUGGUUAGAAGUAAUGCACUACAUAGGGACUCAAACAGAGAUAUACAUGUGUAAUAACCAUGUGCCCUGUCCAGUCAAAGUUUGACGUCAUCACACAUCACCACACACAAUGGCUUUGUAACAACACCAGUGAAUGAAGGGAUAUGUAUAAUAACCCAUGUGGGUCCUGUCCAGUCAAACACUGGCUGCAUGAUGUCAUCAUCACACAAAGGCUUGGUCAGAAACAACAUUCACAUAUCAGUGACUGGAAGUGUGUGUGUGUGUGUGUGUGUGUGUGUGUGUGUGUGUGUGUGUGUGUGUGUGUGAGAAUUCUUGUGUGUGUGUAUGUAAGUGUGUGUGAGAACCAGCGCCUGUAUCCUCAGCUGUUCAGCUGUUUCACCAGCCAAACUGCUGUGUUGUUCAAGAGAGUCAUUUACAGAGUGAUUCACAGAGGGAUUCACAAAAACACCUUACAAAGACACCUAACUUAUUCUACUAUUCUACUUUUCUACUCUACUCAAUCCUACUCAACCCUACUCUACUCUACUCUACUCAAACCUACUCAACUCUACUCAACCCUACUCUACUCAAUUCUACUUUACUUUACUCUACUCAAUCCUACUCUACUCUACUCAAACCUACUCUACUCAACUCAACCCUACUCUACUCAACUCUACUUUACUCUACUCAACACUCUUAGAAAAAAGGGUUCCAAAAGGGUUCUUCAGCUUUCCCCAUAGGAGAACCCUUUUUGGUUCCAGGUAUAACUAUUUUGGGUUCCAUUUAUAACUCUCUGUGGAACGGGUUCUACAUGGAAUUCAAAAGGGUUCUACUUGGAACCGAAAGAGUUCUACCUGCAACCAAAAAGGGUUCUCCUAUGGGGACAGCCGAAGAACCCUUUUAGGUUCUAGAUGGCACUUUUUUUUUUCUAAGAGUGUACUCUACUCAACCCUACUCUACUCUACUGAACCCUACUCUACUCUACUCUACUCGAUCCUACUCUACUCAAUCCUACUCUACUUAAGUAAUAAUGCCAGAGAAGCCGGUUGUUGGAUAUAUUGGCACGGGUGUUGUUAGGCCCGAGACGAAGUCGAGGACCGACAAGCCGUGCCAAUAUAUCCAACAAACACUGACCUAGUCAUUUGUUGUAAAUGUUCCAUUGCCAUACUGGCUGGCAACGUUCUUAUCCCUUGCUUGCUAGCUAGCCAACUACGGCUAAUUUACAGUCACGUCCAUAACUCGUCAGCACACGGUUGUUCAGAGGAGCUAGCCAACAACACAGCUACAGUAACACAAUCACUUCAAACUGAAGCUGGAAAGACUGCAAAUUAGCUGCGUUUCGUUGUACCUUUUUUCAAUAGAUUUUUAAAAAUAUAUAUCCAUAGAAAUUAUGCCAACUGAUUCAUGAUUUUGACCGGCUGAGAAACGCUGUCUGCCUUUCUGUCUCGUCCCGACUCCCGACACGUUCAAUACUAUGGGACAGCAGGAGAUCGAAUUUGAAUAUUGAAACAAUGUUGCAAAUGUUGGAGAGACACGACAGCAAGGUUUAUACAAAUCUCCGCUGUUGAAAACUAAAUGUUAGUCAAAAAGAAAUGUGAGAUAAUGUCUAGAUGCUUUUUAUAGUGGAGAUCAAGUUUAUAAAGUGAGAUGGAACAGUGUAAAUAGGCAUUUUAACGUAAUAGAUUUAGCUGGUGGUAACUUGUGGAAUAGACAUCGGCUGUAAUGCGGUUUUAACCAAUCAGCAUUCAGGAUUAGACCAAUCCGUUGUAUAUUCUACUUUACUCUGCUCUACUCAACCCUACUCUAUUCUACUCUGCUCUACUCAACUCUACUCUACUCUACUGAACCCUGCUCUACACUACUGAACCCUACUCUGCUCUGCUCUACUCAACCCUACUCUACUCUACCCUACUCUACCCGGCUCUGCUCGACGCCACUCUAUUCUAUCAACAAGCUACAGUAUAAUUGCUAUUUUUAGACAUAUAAUAGAUGUUUUUGGUCAGUGACAUAGUACAACUUGUGUGUGUUUUCUGUGCCUUUGGCCAGCAGACCAGUCACACGGUCGGCAUGUUAGCUAGUUCAGUUUUAGUUUCCAAAAUAAAAGUCCUGGUGUGAAAUGUUGAGAGAUAGUACACAAUGUGUCUGUGUGACUUCCAUGUUUUUCCAGGCCGCCAGUCCCACUGUCAGCAUGUUAGCUAGUGAGAGAGGAACCCCAGAUGUUGCCAUGCGGUGGUGUUGUGCAACCAAGGGCCUUGUCCACUGUCACAUGUUCCCCAACAAUCCCCCUCUCAGCUCUCUGUAAACACCAUGCUGAUCAUGUCUGAGCCCCAAAUGGUAACAUAUUCCCUAUUAAGUGCACUACUCUUGACCAGAGCCCUAUGGGCCCUGGUCAAAAGAAGUGCACUACAUAGGGAAUAGGAAUAGGGUGUGAUUUGGGAUUCACCCCAAGUCCACAUACCAGCCUGCCUGUCAAGAAAGCUUUGAUUUCUUCCCCUUUAUAAGAGCUCUGCUGAAACUCUUGAGUGUGAAACUCUUUUCUCAGCUUCCCAGUGUUAGCAGAGCUAGAAACAUCCAGAAUGGCUCAGCAAUUACUUGACACAAAAAAAUGUUUUGGUUACAAGUACAAAUAUAUUUCAUAGUAUUUGGUUGACAUCAUUCCCUGGCUUUGACUUCACACAGAUAAUCAUUAACUUCAAGGGACCACUACAAACACUAUAAUCCAAAAAUGGCAUACAGUAUGUACAACAGACAAUUUCCCCAGGUGUCCAUCUGUUACUGGGUGAUGUUCAGAUUGUAGUUUUACAUUGGUAAAUUAUUUGCUAUCAUAUAAUAAUAAUAAUUAUUUAUUAAACUUCUAUAGUAUUUUCAUAGAAUCUCAAAGCGCAUCUAGAGCAAAAAACAAGCAAGCAAUAUAUCAUGACAUGAUAAGACUACAGAUGUAGCAUCUUAAUUUGAUCAGUCUUUUGUUGCUGAUAAUUUUUAUGCACAGCAGCAAAUGCAAACUUGUAGUGUAUUCAAGGUUUAAAAAGGCUUCUAAAGUUUGUAAUUUCCACUUUAAAAAGUCAGACUUGAUUUGACGUAACAAAAAAUACAUCAACCCCAAGAAAAAAUAACCAUUGAUUAUAAUCCACAUAAUAAUUAACAUUUCCUGUUGCUGCAGGAUAAUUUUUCUGCUGUAGCAAACUGGCUCAAAUUAAGAUCCUACCUCUGUAUCUAUAACAGUGUUUCUUAAUUCCUGGGAAGACAUUUUAGUUUUUGCCCUAGCACUACACAUCUGAUUCCACUAAUCAAAGGUUUGAUGAUGAGUUGAUUAGUGGUAUGAGUUGAUCAAAUUAAAUCAAAUGUUAUUUGCCACAUGCGCCGAAUACAACAGGUGUAGACCUUACAGUGAAAUGCUUACUUACAAGCCCUUAACCAACAAUGCAGUUUAAGAAAAAUAAGGGCUAAGUAAAAAAAAAAAAAAAAGAAGAAACAUUGAAAAAUAACAAAUAACUAAAGAGCAGCAGUAAAAUAACAUUAGCGAGGCUAUAUACAGGGGGUACCGGUACAGAGUCAAUGUGCGGGGGCACAGGUUAGUCGAGGUAAUUGAGGUAAUAUGUACAUGUAGGUAGAGGUAGAGUGACUAUGCAUAGAUAAUAAACAGAGAGUAGCAGCAGCGUAAAAAGAGGGGGUGGGGUGGGGGGGGACAAUGCAAAUAGUCCGGGUAGCCAUUUGAUUAAUUGUUCAGCAGUCUUAUGGCUUGGAGGUAGAAGCUGUUAAGAAGCCUUUUGGACCUAGACUUGACGCUCCGGUACCACUUGCCGUGCGGUAGCAGAGAGAACAGUCUAUGUCUAGGGUGGCUGGAGUCUUUGGCAAUUUUUAGGGCCUUCCUCUGACACCGCCUGGUAUAGAGGUCCUGGAUGGCAGGAAGCUUGGCCCCAGUGAUGUACUGGGCCGAACGCACUACCCUCUGUAGUGCCUUGCGGUUGUAGGCCGAGCAGUUGCCAUACCAGGCGGUGAUGCAACCAGUCACGAUGCUCUCGAUGGUGCAGCUGUUAAGGACCCAUGCUAAAUCUUUUCAGUCUCCUGAGGGGGAAUAGGCUUUGUCGGGCCCUCUUCACGACUGUCUUGGUGUGUUUGGACCAUGAUAGUUUGUUGGUGAUGUGGACACCAAGGAACUUGAAGCUCUCAACCUGCUCCACUACAGCCCCGUCGAUGAGAAUGGGGGCUUGCUCUGUCCUCCUUUUCCUGUAGUCCACAAUCAUCUCCUUUGUCUUGAUCACGUUGAGGGAGAGGUUGUUAUCCUGGCACCACACGGACAGAUCUCUGACCUCCUCCCUAUAGGCUGUCUCAUUGUUGUCGGUGAUCAGGCCUACCACUGUUGUGUCAUCGGCAAACUUAAUGAUGGUGUUGGAGUCGUGCUUGGCCAUGCAGUCAUGGGUGAACAGGGAGUACAGGAGGGGACUGAGCACGCACCCCUGAGGGGCCCCCGUGUUGAGGAUCAGCGUGGCAGAUGUGUUGUUACCUACCCUUAACACCUGGGGGCGGCCCGUCUGGAAGUCCAGGAUCCAGUUGCAGAGGGAAGUGUUUAGUCCCAUGGUCCUUAGCUUAGUGAUGAGCUUUGAGGGCACUAUGGUGUUGAACGCUGAGCUGUAGUCAAUGAAUAGCAUUCUCACGUAGGUGUUCCUUUUGUCCAAGUGGGAAAGGGCAGUGUGGAGUGCAAUAGAGAUUGCAUCAUCUGUGGAUCUGUUGGGGCGGUAUGCAAAUUGAAGUGGGUCUAGGGUCUCUGGGAUAAUGGUGUUGAUGUAAGCCAUGAUCAGCCUUUCAAAGCACUUCAUGGCUACAUGCGUGAGUGCUACGGGUCAGUAGUCAUUUAGUGUUCUUGGGCACAGGGACUAUGGUGGUCUGCUUGAAACAUGUUGGUAUUACAGACUCAGUCAGGGACAGGUUGAAAAUGUCAGUGAAGACACUUGCCAGUUGGUCAGCACAUGCUCGGAGUACACGUCCUGGUAAUCCGUCUGGCCCUGCGGCCUUGUGAAUGUUGACCUGUUUAAAGGUCUUACUCACAUCGGCUACGGAGAGCGUGAUCACACAGUCGUCCGGAACAGCUGAUGCUCUCUUGCAUGCUUCAGUGUUGCUUGCCUCGAAGCGAGCAUAGAAGUAAUUUAGCUCGUCUGAUAGGCUCGUGUCAGUGGGCAGCUCGUGACUGUGCUUCCCUUUGCAGCCCGUAAUAGUUUGCAAGCCCUGCCACAUCCGACGAGCGUCGUAGCCAGUGUAGUACGAUUCAAUCUUAGUCCUGUAUUGUCCUGUAUUGACGCCUGUUUGAUGGUUCGUCGGCGGGCAUAGCCAGAUUUCUUAUAAGCGUCUGUUGAAUAGGUGUGUUUGAGAAACACUGAUAUAUGAUUGUAAACUGCUGAGUAUAACCAUGAUCUCUCUAACAUGCUGUUGUGUUCCUCAGAUCCGCAGCUCCUCCAACACUGCUGCGGUGGCCCUACAGGAGUUCAACACUACAUACAGUGUUCAGGUAGCUGCUUGUACUCAGGCUGGGCGUGGCAUGCUCAGUCCAGCGGUCGGGAUCUUCGUACCAGAGAACAGUGAGUAGACCGCACUACAUAAGUAGCUCCUAAUCCUAAUACCUUCAUACAUAUUGAAGUACAUAAGCAUGUCAACAACCGCAAGUAGAUAUUUAACCUGGCCAUGUCCGAAUACCCAUACUUGCAUCCUAAAUAGUAGGCCAGAUAAGUAUGCGAUAAAAAUAAAGUUUUAUAGUAUGUGACGUUUCUAAAAUCUAGUAUACUUAAAAUUUCUGGAUGUCAUACUCAUUUCGGCUUUGACAACAGCUGGUAAUCAGAUGUGGGGAUGUGCUACUGAAAUUAACCAAUAACGUGAAACAACGCAAUCGCGCAUGACGCAUUCUCAGUAUGCGAAAAUAGAACGUUUUACAGUAUGUGCAUUUUUGAAAAUUGAGUAUGGUUUAAAUGCCAGGAUGUUGUACUAAUUUCGACUCUUCAUCUAGUAGAAUUCGAUGCACACUUUUCCACAAUGCAUUGGAAGAGGUGGGCUGCGAGUCAUAGGCCCUAGUUCCAGUAGAGGUGUGUGGGUAAAAUCAAGUGGUGUAAAGUACUUAAGUAAAAAUACUUUAAAGUACUACUUAAGUUGUUGACUCACCCUAGCCUCCCGAGUGGUGCAGUGGUCUAGUACUUCAACAUUUCAACAUCAUCAAAUCACCUCUGCUUAGUCUAAUACAGUGACAACUAAAAGAUACCAAAAACAUUUUAGUCCAAUCAACGCAAGCUAAAUAUCAUGUGACUGUCCAAGGUUCUGAUUUCUGUGUGUGUGUGUGUGUGUGUGUGUGUGUGUAAAUGUAUGCACUCACUAACUGUAAAUCGCUCUGGAUAAGAGUGUCUGCUAAAUGACUAAAAUGUAAAUGUAAAAAUGUGUGUGUGUGUGUGCGCGCAUGGGUGAAAGUUGUUGACUCACCCUACUUGUAGAGAAACGCCAAUGCCAUCCUCCUCUCUUUCAUGUUGACGAAACGGUCUAUCACUCUGUCAUACAGUACACGCUUUUAGUUUUUGUUGUCCUAGGCUACCUAGCUAAAAUGCUUGCUCGCUAGCCAAACUUCCUUUCAUGCGCAACGAUGAGCCAGCUAAUUAACAUUAGCCUACUACAUAGCUACAUAUUGAACUUCCAUCCUCUCAGGCCAGGGGCACAAUGUAUGAAUUUAUGGUUGGAUCAGAAUCACCGUUAUAAUCACUUGCCAGUGCGGAGAAUUAGGUAAAACCAGAAGUCCAAAUCCCUAUCUCCAUCCAUGGCUAAUUUAGGAAAGGGACAAUUUUAGCUAGCUAGCUAGCCACUAAAGGACAAUGACACAAUGAGAUGCAACAAUUCAAGUUUCUUCUGUCAAUUACGUUUUGCUGUUGAUGUCUUUUUUUUGGUGCGCCAGGACCAUUCACAGUUGAGCUAACUUAGUUUAGGUCAAUGCUGAUUGGCUAAUUGUAGACUUUUUUAUCAAGGGAGGCCAAAUGCUCGCUGGCUUCCCUUGCAUUCAACGCUAUGGACGGCAACAAUGUCAUAUUCUUUUUGACCAGACAGUAUCAGAUAUGCUACACAUACAGAGACAGAGGGGCGCUGUUUUGCUGUCUCGGAUGCUUUCUCCGGUGAGAUACAUUCAACCUCUUCCGAAUUGAAGGAAAAUUAUGAAACACAGAGAGACGAAAGAUGAUAAAUUAUUAUGUGUAUGUUUUUUGUUUUUGUUUUUGGUCAAUGUUUUGGGGAAGCCUGGCUUCCCUUGGCAUCCAUGAAUACACGCCACUGCCUAGUUCUCUUCAAGUAGCCAAACAACAAAACUAGGCUACUUAAUUGGGAAGAUGCAGAAUAGUGAAGCUUCUGCGGUGGUGUUCAAGGGCAAUUUGGUUGUAGCAAAAUUACACACAAACUGAGAACACACACAUAUACAGCAAAACAUAUACAAAUACAACAUACAGUUGAGGGAGUUGAAACUUUGAUCAUGUCGACAUCAUGUUUAUAUCAUGCCUGUAUCAUGUUUGUGUGUUCUGUUCUAUCAAUCGAUCAUACUUUGAUUUGAUUGAUUCAUUGUUUGAUUGAUUCAAUCAUUGAUUGAUUGCCUAUUGUGUUCCAGAUUGGCCGCUGGCUCCCUCCUCCAGUCCAGACACUAGAGGAUCAGACUCUGUGUACAUCAUACUGGGGGUGGUGUGUGGCUUCUGUCUCCUGCUGCUAGUACUCUGGGCUGCUAUCUGCAUGAGAGGCAGGAUACUAGACACACACUUUGGGUAAGUUUGCAUGCUUCUUCACAUAUUAAAAUCUUAAUUGUAUGACGAUGUACAAGGAGGAGAUGCACAUUGAUGUACUACAGUACCCCAAAUACUCUGUGUAACAUCUGGUUUAUCUUGUUCCUGACGCUAAGCUAGUGGUGUCCUCAAUACCUUAAUGAUCUGAUCAUGAUCACUUUAAACCCCAGUGUAUUGACUUUGACCGUGCUGCUGUCCAUUGUUGUAGUACUGGAAGUCACGCAGUAACUUGAUUCUUAAGUUGGUCAAGGGAAACGGUGUAGCUAAGCUCAGUCUUCCUUCCUCAAGUAACUUACCGGUACUUGACUUGUUCCUAGUAGAUCAGAGGGCCUCAACAGUGCUUCUCCAGUGAAUUCUGUUUUGCCUUUGUGGUUUUCUUCACUCCGUUUCAUCAGUAAGAAGCGUCUAUUGUAUGUUGCAACAGAUUUAAAAGUUACUCAGCAUUUUGAUCCCUGAAGUUGGUGAGGGGAAACGGUGUAUUGGUCAGUGGAAGUGGUUAUAUUUCCUGUUGAAGCAGGGGUAUAGUUACUCAGUACAUCCGGAUACCUUGUCAAUAAAGCAGCCUGGUUUCCUCAUAAUCACUGACAACAGCUGCAGCUGAGGUCAAGGCUGCCAAGGUUGUACUGACUGGCUCAUGUUCAUUAGGCACCAAAUGGAAGAAAACAGCUGGACUAAAUCAGCAGUGAGACCUUGGUGGUGUUUUCAACAGAAAAUUAAAAUGGGCCUAUCUCAUUGGACAAGCCCAGGUAGUCCCUCCCUGUUUGUCUGUUUUCUUCUGUUUGGUGCCUAAUGAACACAACCAUCCCUGGUCUUACUGCUGAAGACCGAGGUAGUCCAGCUGUGUUGGAAAGAAAUACCAAAAAAAAUCCUCUCCACUCUGCUCCACCAGUCCUCUCUGCUCCUCUCUCCUCUGCUCCCCUCCUCUCCUCUCCUCAACACCAAAACAACCCAUCUCCUUUCCUUUCUGCUGUCUCUGUUCUGGAAUUCAUUAUGUUAAAGAGGUGACUCAGUGUUGCCGUUCAGGAUAUACAGAUAAGAAUGCUCAAAACUGGCAGACAACCUCUCAUCCCCCAGAGGCAGGAAAAGAUCAGGUCAUGGAGCUAGCUUCCUGAUUCAAGAUGAAUUCUCAAUCUAACGUCAACCAAGUGAUUACAACUCUGAGGCAAGCUCUUGUUAAAGUGUUAGUGAGUGUGUGACUCACUCUGCUCAAUUGUAUAUAGUAACUUGUUUUGUUUCUCUCUGGCGCCCCUGCAGUCAGAUGUUUGGAAGUGGAGAGAAGCUUCAACCCAUUGUUCAGUACAGGCCACACAGGUCCUACAACCGAUCAGCCAUUGAAAUUACACGUACGUUAAUAAACGUUCUACUCUGAUCUAAUCUACUCUGCUCUACUUUACUCUACUGUGUUCUACUCUAAUCCUUAAUGUUUCUAUUAACAUACAGUACCAGUCAAAAGUUUGGACACACCUACUCAUUCAAGGGUUUUUCUUUAUUUUUAGUAUUUUCUACAUUGUAGAAUAAUAGUGAAGACAUCAAAACUAUGAAAUAACACAUAUGGAAUCAUAUAGUAACCAAAAAAGUGUUAAACAAAUCAAAAUAUAUUUUAUAUUUGAGAUUCUUCAAAGUAGCCACCCUUUGCCUUGUUGACAGCUUUGCACACUCUUGGCAUUCUCUCAACCAGCUUCAUAAGGUAGUCACCUGGAAUGCAUUUCAAUUAACAGGUGUGCCUUGUUAAAAGUUAAUUUGUGGAAUUUCUUUCCUUCUUAAUGCGUUUGAGCCAAUCAGUUGUGUUGUGGCAGGGUAGGGGUGGUAUACAGAAUAUAGCCCUAUUUGGUAAAAGACCAAGUCCAUAUUAUGGCAAGAACAGUUCAAAUAAGCAAAGAGAAACAACAGUCCAUCAUUACUUUAAGACAUGAAGGUCAGUCAAUCCUGAAAAUUUCAAGAACUUUUAAAGUUUCUUCAAGUACAGUCGCAAAAACCAUCAAAUAUGGUGCAAAUAGUCUGCAUAGCCAUUUGAUUAGAUGUUCAGGAGUCUUAUGGCUUGGGGGUAGAAGCUGUUUAGAAGCUUCUUGGACCUAGACUUGGCGCUUUGGUACCGCUUGCCGUGCAGUAGCAGAGAGAACAGUCUAUGACUAGGGUGGCUGGAGUCUUUGACCAUUUUUAGGACCUUCCUCUGACACCCCCUGGUAUAGAGGUCCUGAAUGGCAGGAAGCUUGGCCCCAGUGAUGAAACUGGCUCUCAUGAGGACCGCCACAGGAAAGGAAGACCCAUAGUUACCUCUGCUGCAGAGGAUGUUCAUAAGAGUUACCAGCCUCAUAAAUUGCAGCCCAAAUAAAUGCUUCACAGAGUUCAAGUAACAGACACAUCUCAACAUCAACUGUUCAGAGGAGACUGCGUGAAUCAGGCCUUCAUGGUCGAAUUGCUGCAAAGAAACCACUACUAAAGGACACCAAUAAGAAGAAGAGACUUGCUUGGGCCAAGAAACACAAGCAAUAGACAUUAGACCGGUGGAAAUCUGUCUGAUUUUGAGAUUUUUGGUUCCAAACACUGUGUCUUUGUGAGACGCAGAGUAGGUGAACGGAUGAUCUCCGCAUGUGUGGUUCCCACCGUGAAGCAUGGAGGAGGAGGUGUGGGGGUGCUUUGCUGGUGACACUGUCAGUGAUUUAUUUAGAAUUCAAGGCACACUUAACCAGCAUGGCUACCUUAGCAUUCUGCAGCGAUACACAUUCCCAUCUGGUUUGCGCUUAGUGGGACUAUCAUUUGUUUUUCAACAGGACAAUGACCCAACACACCACCAAGCUGUGUAAUGGCUAUUUUACCAAGAAGGAGAGUGAUGGAGUGCUGCAUCAGAUGACCUGGCCUCCACAACCCCCCGACCUCAACCCAAUUGAGAUGGUUUGGGUUUAGUUGGAUCGCAGAGUGAGGGAAAAGCAGCCAACAAGUGCUCAGCAUAUGUGGGAACUCCUUCAAGACUGUUGCAAAAGCAUUCCAGGUGAAGCUGGUUGAGAGAAUGCCAAGAGUGUGCAAAGCUGUCAUCAAGGCGAAGGGUGGCUACUUUGAAGAAUCUCAAAUAUAAAAUAUAUUUUGAUUUGUUUAAUACUUUUUUGGUUACUACAUGAUUCCAUAUGUGCUAUUUCAUAGUUUUGAUGUCUUCACUAUUAUUCUAUAAUUCAGAAAAUAGUUUUAAAAAAUAAAGGAAAACCCUGGAAUGAGUAGGUGUGUCCAAACUUUUGACUGGUACUGUAUAUCAGAGAAGAAAAUCUAUAUCCACAGAUUCUGCUCAAUAAUAGAAAUAGGAGCUAUAUUUUCCCCUCUUGCUCCCUUUCUAGUUGGUAACCUGGGUGUGAGUGAUGAACUCCAAGCCAAACUACAGGACUUCAUGAUUAUGAGAAACCUGCUUUCCAUAGGGAAGAUUCUGGGAGAGGGUGAGGAUGACAUUCAUUUGAUUAUUUAUUACACAAAAGUAUGAGGCGAUUUGUGUUAUAAAUUAGGUAGAAUAAAACCUUUUCUUAAUCAUAUGUCAUUUCUUCCAUUUUUUGGUCAUCUCAUUUCUUUGUGGCUGCUCCUUAAUCACAUUUCACAUGUUAUUUAUUUGUUGCUAUUUGUCAUUUAGCUGUAUUUCUGACUGUUACCUCUAUAGUUACCCAUUGUUUAUUGACCAGGUGAAUUUGGCUCUGUGGUGGAGGGAAAUCUGAAACAACUGGAUGGAACGUCUGAGAAAGUGGCUGUGAAGACCAUGAAA
This is a messenger RNA of Coregonus sp. 'balchen', 34411 nucleotides long. The record is from the annotation of a GenBank genome assembly. Lineage: Eukaryota; Metazoa; Chordata; Actinopteri; Salmoniformes; Salmonidae.